GUUUCUUCUGAUCCAUUUUCGUUUCAUCGCGAACCGGAAGCAGCGAGAGAGAGGCUGCGGCGGACCGUGACGAGAAGCUUCCACAUUAUCGGGACUUUCCGUGCCGUCUGAAUUGCGAAACGGUCCUGCUGGCAUUACACUAAAGAGGGGACGUUAUCCUUACCAAAGGACGAAUAAAAUUUUCUUAUUGGGUUUAUACUAUUCAAUGAUGGAAGCCUAAACACCUAUAAAGGGGAUGUCCAAAAUGGGGGGAGGGGUUUGAGAGCACGUGUACCUUGGUCUGUGUAUGUGUGUGUGUGUGUGUGCGCACGCUUGAUCUUGAGACAUUUAUUUAUUUUAUAAUGUUCAUACACAUCAUCACAUCCCGUAUGUUAAGGUUUGAGGUGUUAGGUAAUAUGUUUGUCAUGUCGGGGCUAAAUAUACAAGAUCAUAAAGUGUGUACUGACCCUGGGUGACCUGACCACGGUGUAAUAGUACGAUUAUUGAUUUGAGGAUGCAUUUAGAUUUUGCUGUUUUUAAAAUAGUCCAGCCUUUUUUUUUUUACUGCACUGGGUGUGUUUUGUUUGACAGGUGUUAAAAACUGAAAAAGAAACAAGUCCCAGCUGUUAAAUGUUCAGAAGUAGUAUGUUCUACUUACAGGUGGGUAGAUUGAGGGUUAAAAUACAGGCUCUAUGCAAGGAGGUAAGAUGGUUAAAGAGAGUAACACGUCAUCUACUGUGAUGAUGGGGAUUGCUGAAGUGUUGGUGUUUCAUUUCCUCCACAGUCUUAAGUUUCACACUGCUUUUCUUUUUCACUGGUUCUGUCUUGUGAUUUGAGUUUCCCCCACUCAGUCUCAGUGUGAAUGAGUGUGUCUGUGUGAGAGAGUGAGACCUUGGAUUUUCUCAAACCCCUCUCCCUCUGAGGGACAUCUCUUUUUCUUAAAUCCAAAAAUGGAAACUCUUCUUCAAAUCCAAAACAGCCAGUUUCUGAUGGGCUUGUGUCGCAACGGGCCUCCACCAGAUUUGCAAUACGACUACUCAUCAGAGCUUUUCCGCAUCUCCACUUUUGCUCGAUUCCCACCUUCGGGAGUCACUGAGCGAAGUCUGGCAAGGGCAGGUUGGUUCUACACCGGCGUCAGAGACCGUGUGGAGUGUUUCAGGUGUAACGUGAGGACAGAGGGCUGGCAGGCCGGAGACUGUCCAACAGAGAAACACAGACAGCUCUCUCCUUCCUGUCCCUUCAUCCAGAGCCUCCCCUCCACAUCCAACCUGCUCUCCUCUUCACACUCUGCCUUCUCUCCCCUCCGCAUUGCCCCAGUCUUACCACCUUCUGGUCCAGGUCCAGCUGCUCCAAACCCGACAGCAAGUCAAGGUGAAGAGCCAGUCGGCUACCUAAACAUGGGCUUCUCAGCUCCGCCCCCCUCCAGCCCGCUUAGCUCUCGUGGUGUAGAGGAUAUGUCCCACCAGAGACCAACAUGCCACAACCCCAGCAUGCGCAGAGAGCAGGACCGCCUGGACUCCUUCCAUCCGUGGACACUUUCCAUCAUAACUCCUGCUGAGCUCGCCAAGGCAGGCUUCUACUACCUGGGCCAGGGCGACCGAGUGGCCUGCUUCAGCUGUGGGGGACAGUUGAGUAACUGGGAGCCAGGUGACAGAGCUGUAUCCGAACACCAGAGGCAUUAUCCAAACUGUCGCUUUGUGCGAGGGGACAGAGCCGACAACGUGUCGCUGGCUGGGGCUGCUGGAGCUACGUCUGGAGGAGUAACUUCUCAGCUGUCUGCGGGAGCCCCAGCCCUCACUAAUGUGUCCAAUCCUGCCAUGCAGCAGAGUGAAGAGAGGCUGAUCACCUUCGUCAACUGGCCGUCUCGUAUCCCUGUCCGGCCUGACCAGCUGGCCAAAGCUGGCUUCUACUAUGUCGGUCGUAACGAUGAUGUCAAGUGUUUCUGCUGCGAUGGAGGCCUGCGGUGCUGGGAGUCUGGAGACGAUCCUUGGGUGGAACACGCUAAAUGGUUUCCUCGGUGUGAAUAUUUGCUCCAGGAGAAGGGACAAGAGUUUGUUCACCAGAUCCAGGCUCGCUUCCCUCGGCUCUUUGAGCAACUUUUAACAAAUGGAGACAGCAGCUCCAGAGAGUUUGUGGAUCCACCAGUGGUACAUCUGGGCCCAGGAGAGGAGCGGUCCGAGGACGCCGUCAUGAUGAACACCCCUGUCAUUAAGUCUGCAUUAGAGAUGGGCUUUGAGCGAAGUCUAGUCAAGCAGACAGUUCAGAGCAAGAUCCUGACCAGUGGAGAGAACUACAGGACAGUCCAGGAGCUGGUUUCAGACUUGCUGAGUGCCGAGGACCAGAAAAGGGAAGAGGAGCGAGAGAUGCUGGCGGAGGCGAUGGCAUCCGAUGGUUUCACGUUCGUGAAGAGGCACCAGGCAGCGUUGAUCCAGCGUCUGAAGAGUGUCGAGCCAGUGCUUGAGCACUUAAGAGAGCAGAAUGUGUUAUCCACAGAGGAGUUCAGCGGCCUCAAGGCUCAGACGUCUGCCCAGCAGCAAACUGCCAGGCUGAUCGAGCUCAUCCUCACCAAGGGAAACGCUGCGGCCGAAGUCUUCCGCAACUGGAUCCAGAAAAAUGAUGUCCACCUGCUCAGAGAUCUUAUGGCCCAAUCAAAUGAAGCUGCCUCACCAAGCCAAGAUCUUUCAGAUCUCCCCAUGGAGGAGCAGCUGCGGCGCCUGCAGGAGGAGCGUACAUGCAAGGUGUGUAUGGAUAAAGAAGUCAACAUAGUCUUCAUCCCAUGCGGACACCUGGUGGUGUGUAAGGAGUGUGCGCCAUCACUGCGAAAGUGCCCAAUCUGCAGAGGAAUGGUUAAAGGCACGGUCCGAACCUUCCUCUCAUAACCAGAGGCUGUAAGCCGUGCCCCCUCAGUCUCAUGUGCCACAAAGAAGUGAUUGAAUGUAAGCAAUAUGACAGAGAUCUAUAUUUAUUGUAAAUAGCAGAAAAUUUGUUGUGCAUUCUUUUUUUUUUAAGUCUGUGACUCAUCAGUUCAUGUUGAGAUAUUUUAGUUUCUGCAUCAUCUGUCUUAACCAGAUAACGCACACAUAACUAUAUCUGAUCACAUUACACUUUGGCUUUGCAUUUUAUAUCUGUAUCUGAUCUAUUAAAUAUACAACUUUAUGGCUUGGUGAUAUGUUUACUACUAAUAACAUACCUGCUGUCAGUAAAUAUCACUAAAAAGGGUAGAGUCAGUGUUCAUCACAAACUGUCAGUUAUUCAUUAAACUGAAAAAUAAACCAUUUUGCUCCUGAAAUUACACAUUAUGUAACAUGGUUCCAUUUGACAGACAGCAAUUAAAUGAAUAAUCAGAGGUAGCAAAGCUAUGGUUGUGUGUCAAUUAGAAGCAACAUCUACUGUCAGUCGUUACAGAAAUAGCUAAAGGUCUGAUUUUGACUUGGUGUUGAGUCAUGUGUCUGAAUCUAAAAAAUAAAGUGUCUCAGAAACUCAA
This is a messenger RNA of Acanthopagrus latus (yellowfin seabream), 3463 nucleotides long. RefSeq names its product baculoviral IAP repeat containing 2 (gene birc2). The transcript is spliced from 12 exons. The record is from RefSeq and is a predicted model, not a curated record. Gene Ontology annotation, cellular component: cytoplasm; nucleus. Lineage: Eukaryota; Metazoa; Chordata; Actinopteri; Spariformes; Sparidae. Gene Ontology annotation, molecular function: cysteine-type endopeptidase inhibitor activity involved in apoptotic process; ubiquitin protein ligase activity. Gene Ontology annotation, biological process: regulation of cell cycle; negative regulation of apoptotic process; positive regulation of protein ubiquitination. The coding region runs from base 930 to 2858 and encodes 642 amino acids.